GCCUCAAUAAUGUUUAUUCACAACACAUCUCAGUGGCCAAGACAAAUUCGGUGCUCAACACUCUGAAGAAACUCCACCAUCGACAUGGUAACAGCUACAUACUGAUCGCACAAAAUGUUAAAUAUGCAUUUAUGAUAACCGAAAACAAUGAGUGACCUGGAAUUUGAGGGAGAUUCUUCGGACAGUUCUAUUGAAGACAUUGAGAUCAGGCCAGUGAGACCCCCCUCUCGGUCUAAUCCAGUGCCUGUCAGAAGGGAAAAAUUGACUCGGAGUCCUGUGCGGUCACUCAGUCCGAACUCUGUGCUGAAUGGUGGGGGAGACGUACUGAGUGCUAAAAUAUGUUUGGAGAGCUAUCCUUCAUCAAAUGCACAAGCUGUGGAGCCCUUUCCAUCUGUGCUACCCCUCAAUGUUGGAGGCGUGAAAUACGUGACUAGGCUGUCCACUCUGAAGAAAUACCCAGAUUCCAUGCUUGCGGCUUUGUUCAGUGGACGUUACCAAGUGGACAAAGAUGCUGAAGGAAAUUACUUUCUGGAUUCUAAUGGAAUUCUUUUUGGUUAUUUACUAGAAUUCCUGCGUAAUGGUCUUGUACCUCCUAAAGACCAUGCAAUACCUCUCUACAGGGAAGCUACUUACUAUGGUCUUCAUGAAUUGGCAGAAAAGCUUCACUACAUGCCUCCUGUUGUGUCCCUGUUUGUAAAAGAAGCCCAUAAGUCUCAGUUUCCCAACUAUGAGGAGACAAAGGAAGGUGUAAUCAAGGAAUGCAUGGAGAGUGCAAAGUACACAAAACUUGGCGAAGUAACAUUGUUUGUUUUCAAGAAAGAGUUCUUACCAAAGACACCUACUUUUAACCCAAAUCAUGGAUGUAUUAUAGAAACUGCAAAGGUUACAUGUGGGCCAUGGGAGGGACCAGAUGGAGUGGACGAGGAUAUAUUUGUGAGAUGUCUUAUUAACGAUUUGAUGGAUGAUGGUUUUAAUGUUAAGCCUAUUGAACCAAAAAGGAAAUGCAAAUAUUACCAUGGCCAAAGCUGCCAAAAAUUUGUAUACAAGAUUACCAUUUUAUUUUAAAUGCAAUCCAUAGUACUUUUAAUGGUCUAGAUUGUUAUGUCUUCAGCAAGCAAGCCUAUUUUGGGAACCCAAGAGCAAUCCAAAAUAAUGGCAUCGGUCACAAACAGGUAGCGGUUGCUUGCUUACUGAAAUUUGUUAAUUUUAUAAUUAGUAGGUAUGAUUAAACAUUUUGUCAAAAAUCCUAACGAACAGUACCAUGAGCAUGGGAAAUUGUGCAUUUCUUAAAAAUACCAAAAACUUUCAUAACAAAUAUGUACAAUUAUGCAGUUCUAAAUAGCUAUUUAAAUAUGUUUUAAAUACAUUACCUGAUACAUGCAAUUGAAUAGUUAUUUUAGUACAUAUGUCAAAUAAUUAUUGUAAGAUUUUAUAUAAAUUCCUGUAAGGACUGAUUGCUUCGUUAUUAUUUGUAUAUUUUGUAUUGUGCAAGUGAUUUGUAGACAGUGAACUGGUAUUGUUAUUAAACCAUGUUUUCGAGCAGGGUGGUACAACAUUUGAAAUGUGUUUUUUUUAAUUUUGAAUAGAAGUUAUUUUGUUUAUACAGGGGAAAACGCCAUUGAUUAAGGCUACUAUUCCAUCUGUCCGCAUCGGUAUCCGCAAAAUCAUAAUACGGACACUAUAUUCCAUUUAUCCGCAUUCGUCCAAUGUAUCUUUCUUUUUUGGAAAAACUUCUGAACUGAAAACAUGUACAUGUAUGCAGAAGAAGAGUUUUCCCAAUUUUUUGUUGCUCACGCGAAGAAGUGUUAACGUAAAAGAAAGCACAGGUGGUGGGCACGUUCAAUAGUAAGAAAUCGCCAAACAUUUGGAACUUACAACCAUUUAGUUUAAGAACUUGAACUUGCUGAUGAGGAGUUUAAAGGUUACUUUAGACUAAACAAACAACAAUUUGGAUAUGUUCUCUCUCUAGUUGAAGAGUUUAUUUCAAAGAAAUCGGUUACAAGACAGACCAUUGAAGCCAAACAACGUCUAGCUAUUUGCUUGCGAUAACUAUAAAUAUUUUGUUUUAGUCAAUAAUUUGAAUUUUAUAUAUGUUUAUUCAACUUAAUUGUACUUAAAUAUUGGCAACGUAAACUUAAUCAACAAUCAUAAGCAUAAAACAAUAUCAAAUGAUGCAUAUAAUGUAUUUAGAAAUAAAAUGUUCUCGAAAAGACCUGUGUUUCACUGUACUUGAGACAUUAAAAGAACAAGGAAAAUAUGUCACUUUAAUUUGUCACAAAAUUGUGGACACUCGCUUGUUUUACUGUAAGGUUUCCAUAGCAGCGCUCAAAAUGUUAAGUCCUGUUUGUUGUCCGCCUGUCUGAUUGUCCUGUGCCUUUGCCACAGGGUAGGCCACAUAACUAGCUGUGGACAUAUGCUGGAAACCAUGCUCUUGGUUAACAGAUGACAAUAACGAUUGUUGUAAUCUAUGCUCAGGCACGGGCUGGCUGUAAUCGUUUAGACAAAAUAGCGUUCGACUCCGCGUUAAACAAGUCCAUAGAAAUCUGUAACUGGAGCCAUGAUUGCCUUUCUUUGGACAACUGUUUGGCACAAAGUGCACACUUUUCAUUAUAUGGAUAAAACUGAAAAUUGUAAUUGAGAUAAUUGUUAUGAAGGACAAGCGUGAAUUUAAGUAGAUAUAAGGUACAAAACAUCAUUCUGUCUGUAAAAGAAUACAAAUGGUAAAUACGUGAAACAUCUUCUAGCGCCUUUGCUAUACUUUUCCAAACAUUUGAGGUAAAUCUGAGUCACGAUAUGAAGAACUGUGUUGAUUGUAUAGUUCCGGGUAAUUUUUCACCAAUUCAAUAAGUUUUUCGUUUUUUAGAUGACAGCUUUCCCCUCAUCGUGCUAAAUGCAGUCCGUAUCUUGUCCGCAUCCGCAUUAGAAUGCUCACUUGGAUACGGAUGAAUGGAAUAAGCGCAGUGCAUUUCAACUGGUUCUAUUUUUUUGUGGAUACGGACAGAUGGAAUAGCAGCCUUAAGCUUGCUAACACUUGUGGACACCUGCACAAUGGGCAAUUGCCAAUAUUUAAAGGGGCCUUUUCACGUUUUGGUAAAUAGACAAAUUUGAAAAAAAAUUGUUUCAGAUUCACAAAUAUUCGUUGUAGUUAUGAUAUUUGUGAGGAAACAGUAAUACAGAACAUUUACCAUUCUCUAAAACAGCCAUUAUAUGCAUCUUUUGAUGAUUUUAAAACCUGAAAAUUAUAAAGCGUUGCAAAGCAAAAUGAUUGAAUAAUUGGAGAGUUCUGUUGUUAUAAUAUAUUUUGUGAAACUACGAGGAUUGCCUAUAUUCCGGUACAGUAUAAAAUACAUCCGUCAUUGUAUCAGGAAAAUUUUUCGAGUGGUCUAAGUGGUAGACUUUUUACUCCAGGACUCCAGGGGUCAGUGGUUCCAGCCCUACUGAGGGUUACUUUUUUAAAAAUGUAUUCUUAAUUUUUUACUGGAGCUUUUUAGAUCCAAUUUUACAUUUACCAAUAUAAAGCUUUUAAUGACAAACUUCAAAACAUGCCAAAAUCUGUGAAAAGGCCCCUUUAAUUGCCUCUGAAAAUCUAAAAAGCCAAACGAAGGUAUUUGUGAAGGUAAAAAAAAUUGCUGGACCAUAUUAUUAAAGUUAUUGCAUACAUGCGUCUUAUAUUAUUAUUGACUUGAAGUUAACUUCAUUAACCAGAUGUUCUAUUUUCUUAUGAACAAAUUUUGAAAUUCGGUUUUUGUGCUAUGUAUACAUGUACAUGUAGUUUUAACACAUUUUAUUGGAUGAUGGAAUCGGUACAAAUUAUGUACACGAGUUACUAAAUUAAUUGAAAAACAUGUAUAUAUGUAUGUGUAAACUAUUUGCUAUUUCAGCGAUUAAAAAUUAUUAAAUUGUUUUUCAUUUCUAUUGUUGACUGGGCAUUUUACUUUUCUUGUUUUAUUUAUGUUGAUAUAUUAUGCAUAAUAUUCUGAUGUUUAAUUAUCUGUGAUAUUCUGUUAAACAAUCUUAUUAUAACACACUUUGUGUUGAUUAAGUUACUAAAUAAUCAUGAUAAAAGUAGUUCCAAACUCAGUUGCCUAAAAGUUUCUGAUUUGUAACUAUCAAAAUGAUUGGAAAAUAAUAAUUGUUUAUUGGUAAAGAAUCAUCUUCAGGGUUUUCUAAGGAGUGUUUAUUAAAAUCAUACCGGUUACAUUGGAACCCAUUAGAACUUUAAAUUAUGGUUUAUAGCUCAAUAAACAACAAAUAUUUAUUUUCUUUAUUUCACUUUGCAUAUAUAACAUUGUAGGAAUUAUGUGAUCAUUAUUAGAAAUCUUAACUAAUGAAUAAGAUAUCUAUUUUUAUAUAUUUGUAGGACAGUUUGGCAUCUCCUGUAAAAUACUUUGGUUAACAGGGAAAAGGCUGGCUUGCAUCUUGUAGUCUGUUGGUGUUAUCCCAAUUUGUAACUUAUAACUUAUAAAAGAUAAAAUAUGCUCAAUGUGAAUAGACAUUUAAAAAAUAUUUUUAUUUUACAUGUUUAUGGUACAGUUUUGUUAUACUGCACCAUAUUAAACAUAAUAUCAGUAUUAAUACCUUUUGUUUACAAAAUGCAUUGACGAGAAGUGAAAACUAAAAUAAUACAAAUUGAUAUGCAUUUAACAGAGUCUGCUUUUGCCUUAUUAUAAAUUACUUACAUGUGUAAUGUUUUGACAUUGAUUUCUAUUACUUUAAAUAUACUUUUGUUGUCUAUAUUUUUACUUUGUAGGUAAAAAUAUUCUACAAUCAGUAGACAUUUUAUUCCCAAGGAAUGUCUAGGCAUGUUUACAGUGAACAUUACUCAUCGCAAACUUGGCAAUAAUGUAUAUAAGGAUAAGCGGAUGACUUAUUUUUGGCACACCCGAGUACACGGUGCUUUUGGUGAGCUGAUGUGCAUAAGUCCAUUAUUUCUUCUGCGUCGACAACAUGGUUGCCUGGCUAACCCUCAAGAGGCCACAUUUAUUGUCCGAUCUUAAUGAAACUUGGUCAGAAGAAUUUUUUUUGCUCAAUUAUAAUGUGUACCUCCUUUUGUUAGGACUCUACCAUGCAUCAAUUGAUUUGGCAAAUCCAUUUACAAAAUUUAUUGUACGGGGAAUACAUUUAACAUUCAACUAAUUUGCUUAAAAAAUUUGGAGCUUAAAUAUGUUGGCAUAUUCUUAAGAUUGAAAUGGAACAAAUAAUUUUUAAUUUUGCAUUAUAAAUGUUGCAAAGGCUGGAUAGAUCAUGUCCACAACUCUGACUGGGUUUUGAGAGUGGACUUCCAGAAAAUUAAAUACAAUAUCAAAUAUCCAGCUUAAUGUUAUUAAUUUUACUGCUGUUCCUGUAUUGUGUACAUUUGUAUUGUAAAAUGCAAUUGAUUGUUCUCCUGUGGCAUAAUUAUUAUCAUCUGUACAUUGACAAUCCACUGAUUUGCAAAAAGUACAAUUAAGUAUUUGAUCAAUUCAUUAAAAAUGUGUAUAGUAUAUCAUGGAAAAUUUAAAAUUCUGUUAUAUUGUGCAGGGACCUUUACAAACAAAUGUUUUAUAGGUCCCUGUAUUGUGGUAUAAACUUGAAAUUUCCCAUUCUGGUUUCAAUAGAUGAAAACAAAACAGA
Messenger RNA from Dreissena polymorpha, 5613 nucleotides. RefSeq names its product BTB/POZ domain-containing protein KCTD7-like. Lineage: Eukaryota; Metazoa; Mollusca; Bivalvia; Myida; Dreissenidae. The record is from RefSeq and is a predicted model, not a curated record. Gene Ontology annotation, biological process: protein homooligomerization. The coding region runs from base 148 to 1065 and encodes 305 amino acids. The transcript has 3 exons.